CCCCCCUCCUGCUGUGUGCGGCGCCCCCUUUAGGCCUGUCAGAGAAGAGCGUAGAGAAGAUUGUAGCUAAGCAGGCAGCGCUAGGCUGGUCGGCUGCUCUCUGUCCAAUAACUCACUGCUUUGGACCAGAGCUGGAGAUGGCACUGAACACGGAGCAGGAGGAGAAGAGGCUGCUGAAGGAGCAGAUCCACCACCUGGAGGCGUCCAAACAGGCUGAAAUCACCAAGCUGCAGGAAGAGAUAACAAAGCUUUCUGAGAAGUUAAAGAAGAAGCAGGAGAG
Molecule: messenger RNA, 280 nt
Organism: Scomber scombrus (Atlantic mackerel)
Lineage: Eukaryota; Metazoa; Chordata; Actinopteri; Scombriformes; Scombridae
Product: GRIP1-associated protein 1-like
Biological process (GO): neurotransmitter receptor transport, endosome to postsynaptic membrane; regulation of neurotransmitter receptor transport, endosome to postsynaptic membrane; regulation of recycling endosome localization within postsynapse
Cellular component (GO): glutamatergic synapse; extrinsic component of postsynaptic early endosome membrane; postsynaptic recycling endosome
Source: RefSeq, a predicted model, not a curated record